AUGGCCCCGAGGAAGAGGAGCGGCCGGGGGAUCUCCUUCAUCUUCUGCUGCUUCCGCAGCAGCGACCACCCCGAGAUCACGUACCGGCUGCGCAAUGACAGCAGCUUCGCCCUGCAGACCAUGGAGCCCUCGCUGCCCAUGCCCCCGGUGGAGGAGCUGGAUGCCAUGUUCACCGAGCUGGUGGAUGAACUUGACCUCACAGACAAGCACAGAGAGGCCAUGUUUGCGCUGCCAGCAGAGAAGAAGUGGCAGAUCUACUGCAGCAAGAAGAAAGACCAGGAAGAAAAUAAAGGAGCCACCAGCUGGCCGGAGUUCUACAUCGAUCAGCUGAAUUCAAUGGCUGCUAGAAAGUCUCUGAUCGCCUUGGAGAAAGAAGACGAGGAGGAGAGAAAUAAAACAAUCGAAAGUUUGAAGACUGCACUGCGGACAAAACCAAUGAGGUUUGUGACCCGGUUCAUCGACCUGGAUGGCUUAUCAUGUAUCCUCAACUUUCUCAAAAGCAUGGACUAUGAGACAGCAGAGUCUCGAAUACAUACCUCGCUCAUUGGGUGUAUAAAAGCACUAAUGAACAACUCCCUGGGCCGGGCCCACGUCCUGGCCCACCUGGAGAGCAUUAACGUAAUCGCUCAGAGUCUGAGCACCGAGAAUAUUAAGACAAAGGUGGCAGUGCUGGAAAUCAUGGGCGCUGUGUGCCUGGUUCCUGGGGGCCACAAAAAGGUACUGGAGGCCAUGCUGCACUACCAGAAAUACGCCAGUGAAAGGACUCGUUUUCAGACGCUGAUCAACGACUUGGACAAGAGCACGGGCCGGUACCGAGAUGAAGUGAGCCUCAAGACAGCCAUCAUGUCCUUCAUCAACGCCGUCCUGAGUCAGGGGGCAGGCGUGGAAAGCCUGGAUUUCAGACUCCAUCUGAGAUACGAAUUCCUCAUGCUCGGCAUCCAGCCAGUCAUUGAUAAGCUAAGACAACAUGAAAAUUCUACCCUGGACCGGCACUUAGAUUUCUUCGAAAUGCUUAGAAAUGAAGAUGAGCUGGAGUUUGCCAAAAGAUUUGAACUGGUCCACAUUGACACCAAAAGUGCAACCCAGAUGUUCGAGCUGACGAGGAAGAGGCUGACGCACAGCGAGGCGUACCCGCACUUUAUGUCCAUCCUGCACCACUGUCUCCAGAUGCCUUAUAAAAGAAGUGGCAACACUGUCCAGUACUGGCUGCUGCUCGACAGGAUCGUGCAGCAGAUCGUCAUCCAGAGUGACAAAGGGCAGGACCCCGAUGCCACUCCCCUGGAAAACUUCAACAUUAAAAACGUUGUACGAAUGUUAGUCAAUGAAAAUGAGGUGAAACAGUGGAAAGAGCAAGCAGAGAAAAUGAGAAAAGAGCACACAGAGCUUCAGCAGAAGCUGGAGAAGAAGGAGCGGGAGUGUGAUGCCAAGGCCCAGGAGAAGGAGGAGAUGAUGCAGACACUGAACAAGAUGAAGGAAAAGCUGGAGAAGGAGUCCAGUGAGCACAAGCAGGUCAAGCAGCAAGUGGCAGAUCUCACAGCACAGCUCCACGAGAUGAGCAGGAGGGCCAUCUGUGCUGCCAGUCCUGGAGGACCUCCCAUGCCACCAGGAGCACCUGGUGGCCCUUCACCUUCUCCAACUCCCGGGUCUCUUCUUCCCCCUCCACCACCCCCACCUCUCCCAGGGGUAUGUCCCCCACCACCUCCCCCACCACCUCCUCCAGGUGGUCCCCCACCUCCCCCUGGACCCCCACCCCUGGGUGGGAUGAUGCCUCCCCCUGGACCACCUCUGGGCAUGGCCUUCAAGAAGAAGAGCAUCCCCCAGCCGACGAACGCCCUCAAGUCUUUCAACUGGUCCAAGCUUCCAGAGAACAAGCUGGCAGGCACCGUGUGGACCAACAUAGAUGACACAAAAGUGUUCAAAAUCUUGGACCUUGAAGACCUGGAAAGGACAUUCUCUGCCUACCAAAGACAGCAGGACUUCUUUGUGAAUGGUAGCUCCAGACAGAAGGAAGAUGCCAUCGACGACACUUUGAGUUCCCGGCACAAAGUCAAGGAGCUUUCAGUCAUAGACGGCCGGAGAGCUCAGAAUUGCAACAUCCUCCUCUCCAGGCUGAAACUCUCAAAUGAGGAGAUCAAACGAGCAAUUUUGACGAUGGAUGAGCAGGAGGACCUCCCAAAAGACAUGCUGGAACAGCUGCUGAAGUUUGUUCCUGAAAAGGGUGACAUUGACCUGCUGGAAGAGCACAAGCACGAGCUGGACCGCAUGGCCAAGGCUGACCGGUUCCUCUUCGAAAUGAGCAGAAUAAACCAUUAUCAGCAAAGGCUGCAGUCCCUCUACUUCAAGAAGAAGUUUGCAGAGAGAGUUGCAGAAGUCAAACCCAAGGUGGAAGCCAUCCGUGCUGGCUCCAAGGCAGUGCUGCAGAGCAGCAGCCUCCAGCAGCUCCUGGAGGUGGUCCUGGCCUUUGGGAACUACAUGAACAAGGGCCAGAGGGGCAACGCCUUCGGGUUUAAGAUCUCCAGCCUCAACAAGAUUGCGGACACCAAGUCCAGCAUUGACAAGAAUAUCACCCUGCUGCACUAUCUCAUCACUGUCGUGGAAAAGAAAUACCCCAAAGUCCUCCGCCUGCAUGAGGAGCUGAGAGACAUCCCACAGGCAGCCAAAGUCAACAUGACCGAGCUGGAGAAAGAAAUAAACACUCUGAGAAGCGGCCUGAGAGCAGUGGAGACUGAGUUAGACUUCCAGAAGUCUCAGGUUCAGCAGGCAGGUGACAAGUUUGUGUCUGUCGUCAGCCAGUUCAUCACAUUGGCCAGCUUCAGCUUCUCGGAUGUCGAAGAUCUCCUGAUGGAAGCAAAAGAGCUGUUUUCCAAGGCUGUGAAGCACUUUGGAGAAGACACAGACAAAAUGCAGCCUGACGAAUUCUUUGGCAUCUUUGACCAGUUCCUUCAAGCUGUGACCGAGGCCAAGCAGGAGAACGAGAACAUGAGGAAGAGGAAGGAGGAGGAGGAGCGCCGGGCACGCAUGGAGGCACAGCUGAAGGAGCAGCGGGAGCGGGAGCGCAAGGCCAGGAAGGCGAAGGAGACCGGGGAGGAGAGCGGUGAAUUUGAUGACCUGGUGUCAGCCCUGCGCUCGGGAGAAGUCUUUGACAAGGACCUGACCAAGCUGAAGCGGAACCGCAAGCGCAUCACCAGCCAGCUGGCGGAGAGCGGCCGCGAGAGGCCCGUCACCAAGCUCAACUUCUGAGAUACAAACUGACAGCAAAACCCGGCAAAAGACACGCGGGUCAGUCUUUCUGAAGUGGCUGUGGUUUUUGGAUUUUUUUUUUUUUGUCGUUUGUUUUUCCUUUGUUUCCAAUGACACUGCCUUGCGAUUCGAAGCGGAACAGUGGCACGCUCUUUGUCGUCGCGGGCGAGCGUGCGUGUGUGUGUAUAUACUGUGUAUAUAGUCGGGUCGGGGGGCGUGGAGGGAGGUGCGUGGGCAGCUCGUGGUGGUGAGCGCCAGCACCGCCUCCUCCCCGCUCCAAAAAGUAGUUC
This is a messenger RNA of Cinclus cinclus, 3530 nucleotides long. RefSeq names its product dishevelled associated activator of morphogenesis 1 (gene DAAM1). Gene Ontology annotation, biological process: actin cytoskeleton organization. Gene Ontology annotation, cellular component: stress fiber. The transcript has 25 exons. NCBI's taxonomy places the organism in Eukaryota, Metazoa, Chordata, Aves, Passeriformes, Cinclidae. The coding region runs from base 1 to 3240 and encodes 1079 amino acids. The record is from RefSeq and is a predicted model, not a curated record. Gene Ontology annotation, molecular function: small GTPase binding; actin binding.